Molecule: messenger RNA, 635 nt
Organism: Amblyraja radiata (thorny skate)
Lineage: Eukaryota; Metazoa; Chordata; Chondrichthyes; Rajiformes; Rajidae
Gene: mrps18c
Product: mitochondrial ribosomal protein S18C
Exons: 7
Coding region: 118-519 (133 amino acids)
Biological process (GO): mitochondrial translation
Cellular component (GO): mitochondrial small ribosomal subunit; ribosome
Molecular function (GO): small ribosomal subunit rRNA binding; structural constituent of ribosome
Source: RefSeq, a predicted model, not a curated record
AGACUUGAAGCAAAGGUCAUAGAGCGGAGCCGAUGAUCUUUGACUUGAAAGGUCUUGGUCUUGCGCGUGCGCGAGCGGCCGGCGCGCGUGAGCGGACGUAUUUCCGGGAUAGUGCGCAUGCGUGGCCUUGCCGCUGGGUCGGGUCGGGCAGCGGGGAUGCAGCGGGCACUCAGGGCAUGGAAACCAGUGUACUGGCAAAGGGGAGUCAGCACUCAGCAGAUUCCAAGCACUUCUGAUAUGCCGAUAAAGUUAGAAAAUCCUUUCAAAGAACCUCCCAAGAAGUGCAUUUUGUGUGGCGUUUCAGUGAAUUACAAGAACGUACAGCUGUUGUCCCAGUUCAUAUCUCCGUACACAGGUCGUAUUUUUGGCAGACAUAUAACUGGAUUGUGUGGAAAGAAACAAAAGGAAAUUUCUAAGAGCAUCAAAAAAGCUCAACGGAUGGGAUUUAUGUCAGUCAUGCUAAAGGACCCUGCUUUCAUAAAGGAUCCAAACAUUUGUGAUUACAAGAUAUGGGAAUAAUCAAUAAUCUGUUAAUGGUAUAAUGUUUCUCAAUUAUAUUUCAAUCAAUAAAGUAAAUUAAAUUGUAAUAAAUGUGUUGUUCAUAUUUGUACAAAUAAACUUUCAUUAUAAAAGUG